AUGUUCCAGAAAGUUGAUUCUGAUCUGGAUUACAUUCAAUACAGGCUAGAAUAUGAAAUCAAGGCUAAUCAUCCUGAUUCAGCAGGCAAGAAAAAUCCAGUUAAACUUUUAAAGGAAUUGACAGCCUUAAAGUCUCGAUAUCAAACCUGGUAUGCAUGUUUUAAGCCAGUCGUUGUUGAGCAGAAAGAGACUAAGAGCCGCAUUUGUACUACUUUGAAUAAGACCAUGACUAUGAUACAAGAACUCCAAAAGCAUAGAGAUCUGGAGUUGUCACCAUUGACUGAAGAAGAGAAAAUGGUGACAGAGCAAUUCAAACCUCACAUGCCAGAUUUAUGA
Messenger RNA from Dipodomys ordii (Ord's kangaroo rat), 336 nucleotides. RefSeq names its product spindle and kinetochore-associated protein 2-like. Gene Ontology annotation, biological process: mitotic cell cycle; chromosome segregation; cell division. Bases 1 to 336 code for a protein of 111 amino acids. The record is from RefSeq and is a predicted model, not a curated record. NCBI's taxonomy places the organism in Eukaryota, Metazoa, Chordata, Mammalia, Rodentia, Heteromyidae. Gene Ontology annotation, cellular component: spindle microtubule; outer kinetochore. Gene Ontology annotation, molecular function: microtubule binding. The transcript has a single exon.